Molecule: messenger RNA, 3570 nt
Organism: Microtus oregoni (creeping vole)
Lineage: Eukaryota; Metazoa; Chordata; Mammalia; Rodentia; Cricetidae
Gene: Traf2
Product: TNF receptor associated factor 2
Exons: 11
Coding region: 138-1643 (501 amino acids)
Biological process (GO): tumor necrosis factor-mediated signaling pathway; positive regulation of canonical NF-kappaB signal transduction; regulation of apoptotic process
Cellular component (GO): plasma membrane signaling receptor complex; cytosol; cytoplasmic side of plasma membrane
Molecular function (GO): zinc ion binding; tumor necrosis factor receptor binding; ubiquitin-protein transferase activity
Source: RefSeq, a predicted model, not a curated record
UGCCGUCUUAAACAUGCUCAUUGUAGGGACCAUGGGUGUAGGAUGGAGGAUGCUGACUUGGUCUCUGCAGGAAGUGCUCCAGCCAGGAUCGAUUUGAUGCCAGAAAGGCUUUGUGGUGUGUGUGGGUUAAAACUCACAUGGCUGCAGCCAGUGUGACUCCCCCUGGCUCCCUAGACCUGCAGCAGCCUGGCUUCUCCAAGACCCUCCUGGGGACCAAGUUAGAAGCCAAGUACCUGUGUUCAGCGUGCAGAAACAUCCUACGGAGGCCCUUCCAGGCCCAGUGUGGUCACCGCUAUUGCAGCUUCUGCCUGAAGAACAUCCUCAGCUCUGGGCCUCAGAAUUGUGCUGCCUGUGUCCACGAAGGCCUGUAUGAAGAAGGCAUUUCUGUUUUAGAGAAUAGUUCGGCCUUUCCAGAUAAUGCUGCCCGCAGGGAGGUGGAGAGUCUGCCAGCUGUCUGUCCCAAUGAUGGGUGCACCUGGAAGGGAACCUUGAAAGAAUAUGAGAGCUGCCAUGAAGGACGGUGCUCAUUCCUGCUUACCGAGUGUCCUGCAUGUAAAGGCCUGAUCCGCCUCAGCGAGAAGGAGCAUCAUACUGAGCAGGAAUGCCCCAAAAGGAGCCUGAGCUGCCAGCACUGCAGGGCACCCUGUAGCCGUGAAGACCUGGAGGCGCACUAUGAGGUCUGCCCUAAGUUCCCCUUAACCUGUGAUGGCUGUGGCAAGAAGAAGAUCUCUCGGGAGAAGUUUCAGGACCAUGUUAGAGCAUGCAGCAAGUGUCGGGUUCCCUGCAGAUUCCACACCGUGGGCUGUCCUGAGAUGGUGGAGACUGAAGAGCUGCAGGAUCACGAGGUGCAGAGGCUGCGGGAACACCUGGCCCUGUUGCUGAACUCAUUCCUGGAGUCCCCAGCCUCACAGGGAACCCAAAGCCAGGUGGGGCCAGAGCUGUUGCAGCGGUGCCACACCUUAGAACAGAAGACAGCCACCUUCGAGAACAUUGUCUGUGUCCUGAACCGGGAGGUGGAGAGGGUGGCAGUGACUGCAGAGGCGUGUAGCCGGCAGCACCGGCUAGACCAGGACAAGAUAGAGGCGCUGAGUAACAAGGUGCAGCAACUAGAGAGGAGCAUUGGCCUCAAGGACCUGGCCAUGGCCGACCUGGAGCAGAAGGUCUCAGAGUUGGAAGCAUCCACCUAUGAUGGAGUCUUCAUCUGGAAGAUCUCAGACUUUGCCAGAAAGCGCCAGGAAGCUGUAGCUGGCCGUACACCCGCCAUCUUCUCCCCAGCCUUCUACACAAGCAGAUAUGGCUACAAGAUGUGUCUGCGCGUCUACCUGAAUGGCGAUGGCACUGGACGGGGAACGCACCUGUCUCUCUUCUUCGUGGUGAUGAAAGGUCCCAAUGAUGCCCUCCUGCGGUGGCCUUUUAACCAGAAGGUAACAUUGAUGUUGCUGGACCAGAACAACCGGGAGCAUGUCAUCGACGCAUUCAGGCCUGAUGUUACCUCAUCCUCUUUCCAGAGGCCUGUCAGUGACAUGAAUAUCGCCAGUGGCUGCCCCCUCUUCUGUCCUGUGUCCAAGAUGGAAGCCAAGAAUUCCUAUGUGCGGGAUGAUGCUAUCUUCAUCAAAGCUAUUGUGGACCUGACAGGACUCUAGCCAUCCCUACUAUAGCAGCUCAGUGAGGAGCUGCCACACUGGGCCACGGCCCUGCCACACAUGGGUGGGCAGGCUUGGUGCGAGUGCUGGGAAGGGCCUCAGCCUAAAGCCAGUCACCAUUACACGGAAAGGCAGGAAGGAGCCUCCAGUUGGUCCUCAACUGGUAGACUGAGUGGACGGUCCAUUCAGCUCAGGGUCCUUGUGGGACCAGCUGGUGGGGUCUUCUCGGCUUUCCAGUAGAAAAGCUCUUGCUUUUCUGUCUGGGGAAGGGAGAGGCCCUUGGGUGGGGUACUCAGAAAGAGCCUCUCUCGAGAGCUUCAGAGCUACACCAGCGGCAAGAGUGGUAGUUGACCUUACCCACUCUUGGACAGGAGGUAGGGGCUGCACAGGAGAAGGGCAUCCACCCACAAAGCAUAGCCCAGGAAAGAAGCCCUCUGAGACGUAGGCACACCGGAGAGGAGCCUGCCUGGGCUGCACAGCCCUGCCAGGUGGCCUGUACUGGGGAGAAGUGAUUAAACUAUUCAACGUCUAUGACGAGUGGUGUUCAUCUGACUCUGGGUUGCCUGCUGGCUCCAGCCCAGGUAGUGGUGACCCUGUGGCCUCUGCUUUCCUCUCCACAUUGGCUGUCUCUGCUUCUUAUGCCCUUCGAGCCCCCAAGUUUCCAUGUGAUCUCUGCAUCCUGGGUCUGCCUGGGUAGAGGUGAAGGGCUGACCUUUGGUCUGGCCCAUGUGCAGGAUUUUUUCCUCAGGGUUCUGGACUGGUUCACUCUUUGGACUGGGUUGGAGUAGAGACACUAUGGUCUGGGUCCUGGGCAUCUUUAUUAGUCAGAAGGGUAUCCAGUCUCCCUCAGUUCAUUUUCAGGUCACCACAGUAGGAAAUGGGGAGAGCAGCAGCUGUGAGCAUGCUGUGAUUGAGGAGACGCUGCCCUCUUGACCUGUUCCUGUUCUCUUCUGAGUUCCCACACCGUGUGUGUUGGUUUUAAAGCAUACAGAAACAGCAUGGGAUGGCGUCAUAGCAGAGAACUGGCCUCACCUGACCGCCCUGUGGCUUGCUGGUGGAGGAUACAUCUUGUCUUUUUCUCCCGCAUUCUUAAGCUGGUCUCGGCCUGCCUGUCACCUGUGGCCCCAGGAGUUGGGGUCAUAUGGUUAUCCCUUAGAUAUUUUGUACUUGCUCUGCAGAGAACUGCAUCAAGUGCCUUACAGCAUAUAGCAUGUGGGCAGUGGCCUCUCCCUGCAGCUUUUCACGAGGGCUGUGUGUGACCUGUAUGUCUUGUGACUUGUACUUCUCUGAGGACUCUGGGCAUCUUUACCAGAUUAUUGCUCUGGGAUUUCUCCAUAGGAAUUGGCCAUUUCUGUUCAUUUUUCUACUUUCUUCCUGCUUAGUAAAAGUUUCUGAUCUUUCUAGUCCAACGUGGUGGUGCACGCCUUUAAUCCCAGCACUUGGGAGGCAGAAACAGGAGGAUCUCUGAGUUUGAGACCAGCCUGGUCUACAGAACCGAGUGCCAGGACAGGCUCCAAAGCUACACCGAAAAACCUUGUCUGGGAAAAAAGAAAGAAAUUUCUGAUCUUCUAUCAUUGAUCCUUCAUUGUGUUUGAUCUUCUUUCUCUGAGACAAGGUUUCUCUGUAUAGCUGUUCUGGCUGUCCUGGAACUUGCUUUGUAGAUCAGGCUGGUCUUGAAUUCAGAGAUCAGCCUGCUUCUGCCUCCCAGUGUUUGAACUUUUUUGGUGUAGAAAAAUUCAAAGUUGAGACGAUUAGUUAAAUAAUGGUUUUAAAGUCUGUUUCUAUCAGUGGGUUUCUAUAUUUAGCAGUUCAUUUGUUUAUAAUGUGUGUGUUUUUUUUUUCUAGAAAUGCGUCCAUUUUAAAACUAGAAUUAAUGCCGGGCAGUGGUGGUGCACACCUUUAAUCCCAGCACUUGGGAGGCAGAGGC